CCAGAUGUUGACACUAGCUAGUGGAUUGGAUCCGUGUUAUUUACGUGUUGGUGGUACUGAUGCUGAUUUUCUUAUCUUUAAUGAAACACAGGGGCCCGCUCUUAAAGAACAGAGAUUGGUAAACGACGAUUUUUCUAUGACAGUGGCCGAUUGGGACACCCUCAAUCAAUUCGUCCAAGAAGUUGGAUGGCAACUCAUAUUCGAUUUUAAUUCAUUAUUACGUAAUGAUGGUAAAUGGGACCCAACCAACGCCAUUGAAUUAUUAAAAUAUACAGUUCAAAAGGGAUACAAACCCGCCGGGUAUGAACUCAGUAAUGAACCCGACUUGUUUGUAACUAUUAAUACGUCUGUUACCCCUGCUAGUCUAGCUGCUGAUGUAGGAACGUUACGUGGUGUUUUAACAUCAAUGACAUCCACACCAUUUCUUGUUUUUGGACCAGACACAUCAUCUGUAUAUUAUCAGAACUAUUUCGAAGACUUUUUAAUAGCUGGUGGUGGUAAAAAUGUUGAUGUAGCCACAUUUCACCAUUACUAUCUGAACAGUGCUACAGCAACGGUUGACCAAUUUUUAGAUGUUAAGGUCUUUGAUUCCUUGAAAAGCCCACUUGAAGAAGCGGUUGGUUACUGUCUUAAACAUGCACCGGGUAAACAAUGCUGGCUAGGCGAAACUUCAACUUCGUAUGGUGGAGGAACCUUGGGGGUUUCUGACAGAUUUGUUGCCGGAUUUUUAUGGUUGGAUAAAUUAGGUCUGUCAGCUUUAAUUGGUCUUCAAGGAGUAGUAAGACAGAGUUUCUAUGGUGGUAAUUAUGGGUUAAUAGAUGUUAAUCUUGAUCCCAAUCCCGACUAUUUUUUAACAGUUUUAUAUAAAAGAUUGGUUGGUAGUCCAGUAUUGAACGUAACACAAGAUACAGAUCCUAAUGUGAGAGUUUAUGCUCAUUGUACCAACACCAACAGCUCCAUGGGUUAUCAAAAAGGCAGUGUUACCGUAUACUUAAUGAAUUUAGGGAGUGAAGCGGUAACUGUUAAUAUGAAUGGAGGCAAGGGUCAAUUAUAUAUGUUAACUCCCGGUGAUGAAAGUGGUCUUGUAUCUAAGUUUGUAAACCUCAAUGGAAAAAUACUGGUGUUACCUAACAAGGGGGAAUUACCUUCCUUUAAUCCUGUAUAUCAUGAAGGACCAUUAGAACUACAAGGAUAUACCAUGGGAUUUAUAGUGUUCCCAGAAGCCGCCAAGAAAGAAUGCUUAGUAUGAAAGAAGAAUUAUAUAAUUAAUUAAAUAUUUGUUUGUUGCGUUUAUAAUAAUAUUUUUAAAAAAUGGUGGAAGCAGUAUUCCCGGCAGUGUCGGUUAGACUAUGGUGUUAGGUAAUAUUCUCAAUCAUAUUUAGU
This is a messenger RNA of Patella vulgata (common limpet), 1383 nucleotides long. Its product is annotated as heparanase. The record is from RefSeq and is a predicted model, not a curated record. Gene Ontology annotation, molecular function: hydrolase activity, acting on glycosyl bonds. NCBI's taxonomy places the organism in Eukaryota, Metazoa, Mollusca, Gastropoda, Patellidae. Gene Ontology annotation, cellular component: membrane; extracellular matrix. The coding region runs from base 5 to 1249 and encodes 414 amino acids. The transcript is spliced from 9 exons.